CUAACGUGUUUUUAUAUCAUUUUGCCCAAAAUAGCGUUUUUAUUAAAAUGAGUGCAGACGCAGCCACAAUUCCUUGUCCUGUUUGUUUGCAUAUUGGUACCUUUAAUACGGUCGAAACACUUAAAGAGCGCUUAAUAUUUGUGUCUACCAAUAAGAUUGUGUGUCCCGUUUGUCAAGAAGAGGUGAAUGGGUUGGAUAAAUUAACCAUACAUUUAUUCAGUCACGUGAAUAUUUCUGCAAUUGUACAAGAAGACAGGAGGCAAAAGGACAAUAAACAAGGUACUACCCCAGAAACCCAAGUACCAUCAGAAAAUGUAAAAAAACUAAAACCAUCUAUACCUAAAAAUAAAUCGUAUGCUACACCUGUGAAGUUUGUUAAAAUAUAUCCAAAAUUGCCUGUCGUGGCUUUAAAUACGAUGCCAGUUAUAAACAGCAAUGUGACAAACAACUCCUUAUUAUUAACUACAAUUAAAACUAACAGUCCAAUUGAGACAAAUAAUAAUAAAUGUAAUAUCUGUGGAGUACAAUUUAUAAACGAAGAAAUCUUUAAAAUGCAUAAUAGUAUUAUACAUAACUUAGAGGAUAAAACAACUCAGCCUACAAAAUAUAACUGUCAUCUAUGUUCCAAAUAUUUUAAAAUGCGGGGUUCGCUUAUGGUGCACUUGAGAGUAGCUCAUUAUGGAUUUACACAGAACUUUGAAAGUGACUUAACAGACGCGGGAAAUAAUAAUGUGAACAAGAAAAUUGAAGAAAUUGAGAAACCGAUGACGUGUUGUAGAAAUGAUGGUAAACAGUGGCAAUGUGACGUUUGCAACAAAUAUUUUACAACAAAAUAUUUUUUGAAGAAACAUAAACGGCUACAUACAGGUGAAACCCCCUAUGCCUGUUCGCAGUGCAACAAGACCUUUACAUUUCAACAAUCUUAUCACAAACAUCUCCUUUACCACAAUGAUGACAAACCACACACCUGCACCUACUGUGGUCGUGCUUUUAAAGAAUUAUCUACUUUACAUAACCAUCAGAGAAUACAUACAGGCGAAAAACCGUUUGCCUGUGAAACUUGUGGCAAGUGCUUCCGCCAGAGAGUGUCGUAUUUAGUUCAUAGAAGAAUACAUACAGGGGCUAUGCCUUAUAAAUGUACCGCAUGUGAUAAAAGUUUUAGGUAUAAAGUUUCUCAAAGGACACACAAGUGUCCAUCGCAACCACCAGGAACAGUAAUAAGGAAAUCGUGCGAAUUAGUUGAAAAAUUAAAAAAAACUAAACGCUCACCCAUGUCGAGUCCCAAGUCGCAAAAUGAAUCUAUACACAAUUCUUACCCAGAAGUGUCUGAAGCUAAUGCUGAAUUGGUCCGCACAGGGGCUCAAUUAUCAUUAGAAGAUAUGGAAUCAGAAAAUUUCAGUAUAAUAUCUGAUAAUAUUGUUGGAAAUUCACACGGAAUUAACAUGUUGAAUAAUAUAGCAUCAAUUAGUCAUAAGAAGCAAGGAAAAAGCAAUUCAUAUAAUUCUGAAAUCGAUGAGCUGAUAGAAUCAAUACCAGUGCAAGUUAAAAAUAUUCCUUCCCCCUCUGAUAUAUUAAAAAAUCUUUGCCUUACAAAUGAGGAGGAUUACUUAAGUAUUCUUGAUUAAACCUUAAUUAAAUUA
This is a messenger RNA of Pieris brassicae (large cabbage white), 1640 nucleotides long. Its product is annotated as zinc finger protein 529. The record is from RefSeq and is a predicted model, not a curated record. Bases 48 to 1625 code for a protein of 525 amino acids. Lineage: Eukaryota; Metazoa; Arthropoda; Insecta; Lepidoptera; Pieridae. The transcript is spliced from 4 exons.